CAUAUAUUUUCUCCCAUUUUACCGAUGCGAUCUUCCUCUUGUUUAGGUCAGUUUCACAAUCACGAUUGUGUUGAAAUCGGCCCGUAUGUAACUCUAGUCACUCUGUCUAGUAACAAUCAACCCGCAACAAAAAUCCUGGCUCCUCCCCACAACCCCCACCCCUACAUUUGAUCGUUUCCAGCCCCCAUUCAUGUCCAAAAAUACAGAGGCCAACGUGUUGACCCCGGGCUCCGACGCAGAUAGCUCAGAAAACUCGCCGUGCCGAGGCAGCGGGGAGGGAAAAGCCUCCAGGAAAAAAAAACGAAUAGUGGAUCCACCAGUCGCCUGACACUUCAGCCCCCGGAUCCCUCCCAAAGGUUAGUUUGAUCUUUCCUCGCGCACCCAGAACCCGAUCCGCCAGCGCGGACCCUGAUCUCUUUUCCAAAGACGACAUUGUGCGUGAGUUUUUCCAGCCCACUUAUAAAUAAACACCUGCUCUUGCUUCGGGCCCAGAUGAGAGGAGAGGACGAGCGCCUGCACGCACAUUGACAGAAGUCCUCCAUGGAGCUCGAUGGCCCUUUUAACGAGUGGAUCCUGCUGCACCGAGUCUCCUUCUAAAACCGUUUUUGUUUCAAAGAUCUCCAUGGAACACAGCUGACAUCUUUGAAAGGAAGGAAUUUUGAGCACACUCUAAAAAAGGCAGCUGAGACGGAGGAGCUUCGCACCAAACCCACUCCUCCGACUUUGGAUCUCAGGGGGGGGGGGCGGUCGAGGGUCACCCGAAGGAGCCAUGGAUGAGGCCACGCGCCGGGGCGUCCAGGAGGCACUGGUCAGCGAGGCUCUGCUCGAGUUCAGGGCCACUUUGCAGGCAGCCGUGAGGGAGGUGCACGUGGACGUGAGCGCCUUCAAGCAGCGCAUAGAGCGCAGGGUCGACGAGCAGUGCCUCUCCAACGGGCCCUUGGCCGAGGCGGUGAGCCGCCUGCAGGAGGAGAACCUGCAGCUCAGGUCCCAGCUGGAGGCCCUCGGCCGCACGGUGGAGCGUCUCUCCGGGUCGCAGGGGGACAGGGGCGGUCCUGCCGACGCGAGGGGGACGGGGACGGAGGCGGAGGACAGCCUCGGGAACGGGAGCCCGCCAGGGGAGCGGGGAGCUGCGGAGGCUCCGCCCGUUCCCACGUGCUCGGCGCCGUCGGGGGCGAGCGGAGGAUCUGCUCCCGGCAGCAACCCGGCGCCCCCCCCGUGGAGAGCAAAGAGGCAAGCGGAAAUGAAUGGCAGCGAUGCAAAAGGAGAGAAACACACAACCGCACUGGCGAACGGAAACCCAGAAAUCUCCCAUCAGCCUCUGACCGCCAUCACGAGAGCGAGCGCAGAGUCCCGCGCUGUGGCCGAGCCCCCUGGGCACGCCGCGGGACUCCCCAACCCGUCUGACCAGGAAGAAUCAGGCUCUCAGCGCAAACCCCAUCACCCCCUCUCUGCGAUGCUGAAGCCCCAUUCCGACGCUCCAGCUGUUCCUGCCUCAGCACCCACAAAGGAGACUCCAGUGAAACCAGGAGAACCUCACGCUGAACGCGACGCUGAUGAGCUGAAGCCCCAUCUUCCCGUCACCGCCGUGAUGACCAAACCCAGUGCAGAGGGUCUGGUCGCCACCAAACCUACCCAGCGGCCAGCGUUUGAGCCCAAAGCGGCCGGUCAUUCGACACUAGAGACUCCAACAGGUACAAAGGAGCUCUGCUCGCAGGUCCCCCAGGAGCCGUCCGUCUCCGGGUCUCAGGGGUCUCAGGGGUCGGCCCGUCAUCCUCCCGCGGCUGGGACCAAAAGCCCCCCCGAGGCUUCUGCUGCGUCCAAAGCUGAUCAGAGUCCCGCCUCUGACCCCGGUCCUUCCGUCCCAGAAUCCCCAGCGACGAAGAGAGCGACGGGACCGACCCCGAGUCCUGCAGCAUCACAAGAGCCGAUGGUCAAACCCGGGGAAUAUCCCUUUAAGCGAGUACCAGUUCUAAAGACACCCAGCCCCAGCCUGAAGAGAAGUGUGAGCUUUCCUCAGCCAGCAGAAAAAUUACUUCCCUCCAAAUCGAUCCUAAAAUCUGGUUUCUCACCAAGUUUGGACAAGAAGCUGAACAAGGGAGGAGGGUUUGAGCUCAAACAGGAUGUGACGAAACCCCAAACGCUGCCCCGCUCCAACGGGGCUCAGGCCAAGAGGGCCCUCUUUGAGAGGAUGAACUCCGAGCCCGUCAAUAGGCCGAAGGAUUCCAAACCCAAACUGAAGCGCUCUCAGAGUUUUGGCGUUUCCAGCGCCAGCGGCAUAAAACAGAUCCUGCUGGAGUGGUGCCGCUCAAAAACCAUCGGCUACCAGAACAUAGAUAUCCAGAACUUCUCGUCCAGCUGGAGUGACGGCAUGGCCUUCUGUGCUCUGGUUCACUCCUUCUUCCCUCUGGACUUUGAUUACAACACGCUGGACCCCGCGAACCGCAAACACAACCUCCAGCUGGCCUUCACCACCGCAGAGGAGAAGGCCGACUGUCUCCGUCUGAUCGAGGUGGAGGACAUGAUGGUCAUGGGGGACAAGCCGGACCCCAUGUGCGUGUUCACGUACGUGCAGUCCCUCUACAACCACCUGAAGCCGUUUGAGUAACGACCCCCGUCCAGAUGUUAGUAACCGCGUUGUGUCGUGAACACUUUGAAUGAGCACAACAUUGGCCUCUUGCCAAGCGAGUUAAACAGAGGACCACUGUCACACCACGCCAACAUUAACCUUUUUAUUCGGCAUAAUCCGUUUGUACUGCACUUGUGCGCUCACCAGUUUCCCCCUUUGCCUUUUGAAUUUUUGCGGUUGAUCGACACUGAUCCUUAAAAAAUAUAGUUUAUUAUAACACGCAUUGUGACCUGUGUGGUUCACAGGAUGGAUGAUGGUUUUGAUUUAGUUCUUAAAUCAAUAACGAUGCUGCAACUAAAGAAGGGACAAUUAACCUUUUUUUU
Pungitius pungitius (ninespine stickleback) is the source of this 2949-nucleotide messenger RNA. RefSeq names its product smoothelin-like protein 2. The transcript is spliced from 12 exons. Gene Ontology annotation, biological process: actin cytoskeleton organization. Gene Ontology annotation, cellular component: microtubule organizing center; filamentous actin. The record is from RefSeq and is a predicted model, not a curated record. Lineage: Eukaryota; Metazoa; Chordata; Actinopteri; Perciformes; Gasterosteidae. Gene Ontology annotation, molecular function: protein binding. The coding region runs from base 770 to 2605 and encodes 611 amino acids.